CGUGUGCACACCCGCCCUCCGCAGGCCGCGGUGGCGCAGAGCUUCCAGCACGAGCAACUGCACUUUGGCCAACCCAGCAGCUACUUUGUGCAGCUUCCCCAAGCCGUGUGGCGCUACCGGGACCACAUGGUUCGCAGCCUGCAGUCUGUGGGCCUGAGGCCCGUGGUCCCCCAGGGCAGCUACUUCCUCAUCGCAGACAUCUCAGACUUCAAGAGCAAGAUGCCCGACUUGCCAGGCGAUGUGGACGAGCCCUACGACAGACGCUUCGUCAAGUGGAUGAUCAGGAACAAGGGCUUGGCGGCCAUCCCGGUCUCCGUCUUCUACAGCAGGCCACAUCAGAAGAACUUCGACCACUAUGUCCGCUUCUGUUUUGUGAAGGACGAGUCCACGCUCCAGGCCAUGGACGAGAAGCUGCGGAAAUGGAAGGAUGAACUCAGGCCCUGACGCCGCCUGCUCAUCCCGGCCCCACCUGGUUCCUGCAUGUUCUUUGCCAGGGUGUCAGCCCUUCCCAGGCUGGGCGUAGACUGAGCUAGGGGCCCCCUUCUCUGCGACACAGGAUAUCCCCAGGGAAGAGCCCUCCUUCUUGGUCUUGGUGGAUUCAGAAGCGCUUCCCACAGUACCUAUAUUCCUGUCAUAGUGGUGAGGUGCACCUGACCUGGGCCUCUUCCUGCUCCUCCCUGGAUUGGGUCAUAGAGUCUUGGGUCCCCUCCGUAUUCUCCCCCAGACUUGUCUGGGACUCAAGGGACAGAGUCCAGCAGUGUACUGGCCUUGAGUCCCAGCCCUGCUCUGGUCCCAGCCUAGGCUCCCGCAUCCCGCCCUUUCUUUCUCUCCUUAGAUAACCUCGGGAAGUGGUCUUUAGGCUUGAGUCCUCAAGCCAGUACUUUUCACCCAUAAUAAAGCUUUAACUUAUUUAGACCCUUA
This is a messenger RNA of Leptonychotes weddellii (Weddell seal), 921 nucleotides long. It is a transcript of the gene KYAT1, whose product is annotated as kynurenine aminotransferase 1. The record is from RefSeq and is a predicted model, not a curated record. Lineage: Eukaryota; Metazoa; Chordata; Mammalia; Carnivora; Phocidae. Gene Ontology annotation, cellular component: mitochondrion; cytoplasm. Gene Ontology annotation, molecular function: L-kynurenine:2-oxoglutarate transaminase activity.